Messenger RNA from Lachancea nothofagi CBS 11611, 471 nucleotides. NCBI's taxonomy places the organism in Eukaryota, Fungi, Ascomycota, Saccharomycetes, Saccharomycetales, Saccharomycetaceae. The record is from the annotation of a GenBank genome assembly.
AUGUUACACGGCAAGAACAUUCACAGUCUUUUACAGGAAACUUUGCGGCCUGUGCAUACGUUAACUUCUGAUCAUGAGGCAUUAUACUCCUCUAUAAUAGUUUCAGGAAUCAAUGGCAGUAUUAUAUCGUACGCCAAUUCUGAAGUUACACCUGCGACGUACAAUAAAUCCAGCAAUAACCUUAAAAUGAUGGCACUACUUAUACGUGACAAGUGGAACGAAGACCAACUGGACUCAGGCGCUCAGACAACUUCGAGUUGUUACCGGUGUGAGUUGGCCGAAGGCAUGGAAUCCACGUACAUCUACACAUACGAGCUCGAAGACUUACACGCCUGUGUUGCACAAAUACCUAGAAGCGACCUAUUACUGCUGUUCAUAGCUAGUGAUCAAUAUCCUUUCGGGCUCGAGGUUCUCAAGCUGAAAUCCGCUAUUAACGCAUUUUCAAGCAUGUACGGGUACAAGCUAAACUGA